AUGUCCACACCGACCAUGAAUGCCACACCCAUUGCAGGUGCCAACAAUGUAACGACACCGGGAUCGCAUGCAUCGCCUACACCGCUGCAUCACCAAUCGCCGCAGAUCCCAGUAUCUCAUAGUCAGAGGAAGGAAGUGGUCAUCGUAUUCGUUGUCGAUGGAACAGCUCGAAUGAAACCUCACUUUGAUUUACUAUACGAAGCCUACAUAGAACCCAUUAUAAAACAACUGCGUUUACCCAUCGUAACAGAAGCUGAAGAAGGACAACCCAAGACCAAGAUUACGCCUGUCCUAAAGUAUGGACUCGUUGUGUUUGGUGAUUACGAGCCAUUCUCUGUUGCUACUGUAGAUCGAAAAUACUUUACCUCGGAUCCAAUUCAAUUCCAAGAUAUUGUCAAGCAUAUUCCCUUUAGAGAGGGAGGCAUCAUCAAGAAUGCAGUAGGUGAAGGCAUGGUAGCAGCGCUGGAGUUGUUUGAUGAAUACAAAGAAGAAGUAGAUGGCAAAGAAUUAAUCCAACACUGCAUUUUGUUAUCCAACAGUUUACCGUACAAGAUGGGAUCCACGUGCAAUCUCGUCGACAAAUAUGAAGGAUACAAGCUGGAAGAUGUAGCUACAGAGAUGAAAAAGUCCAAUAUCCGACUGUCAUUGAUUUCGCCAAAGAAAACAUGCAAGGAAAUAGAGGAUAUCGUGGUCCAGGUAAACGAACAGCAAACAGAACUGAAUACCAUGCAAGAGACAGCUGUUCCAUCUCAUGUUGUCAAAUUGGCUGGAUUCAAGCUACCAGUAGCACCACCUCUAGUUAUGCCCGCAGAUGCCAACAAAAACUUGAUGCAAGGCAAACAAGCCAUCGACUCAACACACUCUGCACACAGCGAUUCGGGUAAAAAGAGAAAGAGAGAGAACGUGCCUGGAUCCAUCAGUUUACCCAAACCUGCCUUUGAUGCCAAAAACUUUGCUGAAGCAAGUGCCCGUGUCAAUGCCGAGAUUGCCAACAAACGAAGAUCAGUAUCAGGCAUCAAGAAGGAGGAUGUGACAAUGGACGAAAAGCAGCCGAUUUCCAAUGAGCCAAACACUGCUGCACUUGGAUCAACACCACCAUCCAAACCAUCGCCCAUGGCUCAACACGCACAGCAGAUACAGCAAACGCCUCCUCAACAGACGCAAUUAACACCUCAACAACUGCAGCUGCAACAAGCGCAACAGCUCCAGCAACAGCAACAACAAUUGCAUCAGCAACAGCAGCAACAGCAGCAACAGCAACAACAGCAUAUGCAAAACCAGCAACAUCCCUCGCCACAACAGUUGCAACAGCAGCAGCAACAGCAAGCACAACAACAGCAAAUGCAACAACAGCUUCAAUUGCAACAAAUGCAGCAAGCCCAAGCGCAGCAGUUGCAGCAGCAACAGCAAUUGCAAGCUCAACAACAAGCUCAACAAGCUCAACAUCAGCAACAACAGCAGCAAACCCCUCAGCAACAACAGCAGCAGCAAACCCCUCCGCCACAACAACAGCAACAACAACAAACGAUACCAGGUCGCAUGCAAAAUCCACACCAAUUACAACAAUAUCUCUUGCAACAGAGAAACAACUUGCUUGCUCAAGGGGUGAAUCUGACGCCUGUCCAACAACAACAACUACAAACCAUUCAAGCAGCCUUACUCAAGUUGGGGGAUCAGCUGCGUCGAUCCUCUGUUAUGGGGCCCAACGGCGUACCUCAACCUCCAGGCGGUGGCAUCAAUACAUCAGCACCUCCUUCUACCGCAGCAGCUGUUACUGCACCCAACGCAUCUCCCAUGGCAUUUGCUGCCAAUGCUGCUAAUGCUGGUGUUGGCGGUGGCAUGCAAGUCAGGCCCUCUACACCAGAUAUGAGCAACAACAAUGCCAAUACACCUAAUAAUCUGUUGCAAAAUCAAAUGCAACAGCAACAACAGCUCAAUCUUGGUAAUAUGGCAAAUGUACAAAUACCCGCUAAUUUGACACCUCAACAGCGCAUGUUGAUUGCUGCUCAAUUGGCUCAAAGAAACCAAGCAAGCCCUCAACAACCAGGUGCAAGACCUCCCAAUCUCAGCGAAUUGCAAGCACAGCUAUUACAACAACAGGCACAGGCACAGCAAGCGCAACAGCAGGCUCAGCAGCAGCAGCAAGCAGGUGCAUUGAAUCAACAGCAGCUACAAGAUCCAUCAGGCCAAGGUGUUGUCCCUACACAACCCAUUUGGACGGGUCAAAUUGUGUGGCAUAUCAAGACCGCCGAAGGUCAGUUGCAAGAGUUUAGUUGUCAUUGUGGUGCAUUUGCAAUUGCAUUAAAGGGAAAUAGUGUUGGCUUGGACGAAUAUCGCCCUGAUAUCUGGCCAACACGCCUUCAGAUUGCUGGUCGAUCGCCUUUAUCAAGAGCACAAAUACUUCAACGACAAGCCAUAGAAAACAAGCUGCCAUUCUGUCAAUUCAAACCCUUGAAUUCCAGCAGUCAGCAAGAUCAAACCAACUUUACCUUGUUGAUGAGAAAUUUAGAGACAAAGAAAUAUAUUGCUACGGUCGUGUUCAAUCUCGGUGCCACUCAAGUGGGCGGCGCACCAGAACCUCAUCAUGGCGUCGUUAUCACAUAUACAGGCGGUAAACUGAUUGGUAUUGUGUUUACACGAGUGCCACUACCAGACUUGAAUGCAGGCGGAGGCACCACUGUUCCUCCCAACAGUAUGCCUCCUGGCGCAAUUCCUCAAAGUAUGGCGCCUAAUGCAUCUACACCUGCGUCAGGCAGCAACAUCAAUCCAGCCAUGCUGGCCAAUCUACAAAACACAGCUAAUUUGAGUCUCUUGAAUGCAAACAACAAUCCCAAUGUACAGCAUUUACAAAACACGCUUAGACAACAGCAAAUGAUGAAUGCUGCGGGCAUGGGGAGUCCUGCUACAGGUGGUCAGCAAGGGCCACAACAGCAGGGUCAACAACAGCAACAGCCAAAUCAAGGCCAACAGAAUAUGAAUGGCCUCAAUGCCAAUAGUCUAUUGCUCUCCAAUAUCAACCUAGGCAACAAUGUGGGCAAUAACAACAUGAACAAUCUCAAUGCUGGUAACCUGCUUGGUAUGAACAAUAUCAAUAUGGCCAAUCUUGCAAAUCUCAAUCUACAACCCAACGCUGUAAGAGAUUUACAGCAGAGACUAUUCCUUGCCAGACAGCAACAGCAGCAACAGCAGCAACAGCAACAGCAACAACAGCAACAACAAAAUGGGCAGCAUCCUCCUCCAGGAAUGUAA
Molecule: messenger RNA, 3249 nt
Organism: Mucor velutinosus
Lineage: Eukaryota; Fungi; Mucoromycota; Mucoromycetes; Mucorales; Mucoraceae
Exons: 9
Coding region: 1-3249 (1082 amino acids)
Biological process (GO): positive regulation of transcription by RNA polymerase II
Cellular component (GO): mediator complex; transcription regulator complex
Source: RefSeq, a predicted model, not a curated record